This is a messenger RNA of Fusarium mangiferae, 2295 nucleotides long. RefSeq lists its product as uncharacterized. Lineage: Eukaryota; Fungi; Ascomycota; Sordariomycetes; Hypocreales; Nectriaceae. The record is from RefSeq and is a predicted model, not a curated record. The transcript has a single exon. Bases 1 to 2295 code for a protein of 764 amino acids.
AUGGCAAAUACUCUCACCCUUUCGUCUGCGGUUGUCGCCGGGGGCCCGUUUGAGCAGCAAGGCUCUAUUGACUGGGUUCAAAUCGCCAGAAUGUCCGUUUCCGUGCCCAUCUCUAUUCUCGCACGCGUUACAGCCGCCGAUAUUUCUCCCCUCACGAUCGUCAUGGGUCAGGAAAUGUCGUCCCUUUUCCGAUUGUCUGCCACCGGACAUGAACGUCUCAUCAAGGCACUUGGCGAACUGAAGAGCUUUUCUGCUAUCGGAGACGCCAUCUGGUUUGGAUUCGGCAUCAAGCACAUAGUCCGAGUCCUGGCAGAGACCCACAAAGGGCUCACAUGCCUGACGCUUUGUGCGUGUCUUUCUGAAAUCCAUACUCCAAAGGCCUGCGCCGAGAUACUGAUCAGAUUGGCCGAUGCUUGCGACGCCCCGGAUGAUCUCCGACCUUCUGCUAGUCAAUGGAUUAAUCUGGUAGAAGCCUGUUCCGGAACUCUGAGGUCGACGACCUUUGCAUGCAUCGCGGAGCAGUUCAUGGCAUUCCAUCGUCAUCACGUGAGCGAGACUUACGCAGACGAGGCUGAAGAUGUCGCUAAAGCCUUGCUCGCUGUCGCCCGUGUUUCCUCGGGUGUGCUGAGUUCGGUAACACUUACGGGUGGUCGCUCUUGCGGAUGGAUCGCUGCUAUUGGCUUCUACUUCCUCGGUUUGGAGGUCGAAAUUCGAAGUGCCGACAAUGCUACGAUUUACAAGUCCACAACCAACUAUGACUCAAUCCGUCUGCUGGUCAUAUACGAAGCGGCACAGUCCAAGCAGGUCCAGAUCAAUAGCACCGCAUACUUCAUAAACUCCCUUGAUCGCGUCAUUUCCUAUGAGCAGCGAUUUGAUUCUGUUAUAUCUGGGACCGUCCAGUGGGACAGUUGUCUUUCGACAACGUUCGGUGACUCUUUCAGGGACCUGCUGGGUGCCAGGCAAGAAUUUGGACAGCUAAUAGGCGCUUCCGCGCGGGUCUUUCGAGGCUUGACCGUUUCGGAUACCAGCAGUAUCUUUGGGUCUAGUGACCGGGCCUCUUGGUUUGGCUUCCAACCAGGUCAGUACGGACAUGGAUUUUGGCAUUCUACUGCUUCAUGGUUCCCUGAACUUUCACCCCUGCGCCCGAACAUUGAUCUGGAAGCCGACAUGUCUGUUGAUGGUGCUGUUGGGAAGUAUACUCAAGCCUCGAAAGAGUUGGCGAAAUCUUGCCAAUGUCAUUACUGUUCCGGAGACCACUCAAGAUCCAAGAGAGGUUACUGCCUUCCUGUACUUGCCGAGACCAUUAUAUUCCUUAUAUGGAACGUUUCUGCUCUUCAAGUCCAUGCCGAUCUCAAGCCCUAUCACUCUGGCUUAAGAUUCAUUUACCAACUUCACUGCGGAGAGGCUAUGAGUUAUCGAAGUUUUGGACGUUGGGAUGGAGGCAAUGCCCAUCGCGAAGCUUACUGGGGAAAUAUGGUCGAUUUUGUACGACGUCUCGGCCUCGAUUCAGUAUAUCAUACUGCGCAAUUUCUGUUUACCAACCAACUGUAUCCCCUCCAAACACAAAAGGCAUUUACUGCUGCUUCUAUUGGAGGGGUAUGCUUCUAUUUUGACAUAUUGCGAAAUGUAUCAGAUUUACCGGAAGAGUCAAUGAGACUACAUGUUGUACCUGGCGUUAUUCAGACGAAAGCCGGACGGCAUUACAGGUUCAUUGCCGACAAAACGGGCAGGACGUCUGAUGGACUUCUAGGGCUUGACUGGAAAGAGAACGAUUCACUCUUUACUACCGCUCAGUACAGAGUCAAUUACCAAGCUAGCGUGACGGACACCUUAGGUAGCAACAUAUCCCUCCCCGCACUUUCUAUGGACACAGGAAGCUCGGAUCUGGAAACCAAACUCUUAAUCGAAGAGUCUACUGGUGGCUUGCUUGUUGAUAUUCACUUCAUCAGCUCCGUUGGAGCUUGCCGUGUUGGUGCCUACACCAUGCUCAAGGAAAUCAUCAUGAACUCAGGGCUAGUUGAGUGCAGUCAUCUCCAUUGCGCGCAAAUGGCUCAAAUCUCUUCUCCUAUAUCUAUCGUGGACGGGGAGGGUUGCAUGCCUGUGAAUCUCCAACCAAGGAUUUAUCUCCGAAGACUUACGGGCAAUCGUUUGGCGAGAUGCAUUGGACUUUUGGUAAACAGAGAAUGGAUGAAUGCGCCCAUAUUGCGCCAGAGGGAGUGUAUACCAUGUUGUAUCAAGGCUGCCAGUAACAUGCGAUACAAUGGUCGGGAUUACCCAAAGUACGUUAUUCUUUGA